AUGCAUCGGUGUGUGCUGGAGCAGUGUGAGAAGAUUCUUGGACCAGACCACCCCAACACCCUAAUAAGCACUAGCGGCCUAGCUCUCGUGCUGGGAGACCAGGGAAAGUACAAUGAAUCAGAAAGGAUUCAUCGGCGUGUAUUGGAGGGGUAUGAGAAGAUUCUUGGACCAGAACACCCGUGCACCCUA
Messenger RNA from Tuber aestivum (summer truffle), 189 nucleotides. The record is from the annotation of a GenBank genome assembly. Lineage: Eukaryota; Fungi; Ascomycota; Pezizomycetes; Pezizales; Tuberaceae.